UAUUGAACGCACCUUGACUUGUCACUGCAGUUACUAUAGAAACGAAGCAUAGCCUCUGAGAGCUAACGUUUACAAGCAGAGAACAGUACUGGCCCAUGUAAAUGCUUUUAGUUUUAAAAAUGGAGGAUCGCUAUGCCUUUCUUACUGAGUGGUAUGACCCUACUGCAGCUCUCCUGCGGCGCUACCAACUGUUCUACUACCCCAAAGAUGGCUCAGUGGAAAUGUUUGAUGUAAAGAACCAGAGAAUAUUUUUGAGAAGGACCAAAUAUGAUGAAAUCCAUCAAGAGGACUUGUUUGUUGGGAAUCGAGUGAAUGUGUUCUCACGGCAGCUUAAUCUGAUUGACUACGGGGAUCAGUACACAGCAAACAAACUUGGUAGCAAAAAAGAAAGAACUCUUGCUUUGAUAAAGCCUGAUGUAGUUACCAAGAUCGGAGAUGUCCUUGAAUUGAUAUACUCCUCUAAUUUGAUUGUGACCAAAGCCAAAAUGACAAAGCUUACAUGGAGCCAAGCGGCAGACUUUUACGUGGAACAUCAGUCAAAGCCUUUCUUCAGUAACCUCGUGCAGUUUGUGUCCUCGGGGCCUGUGGUUGCCAUGGAGCUGAUGGGUGAUGAGGCCAUGUCUAUCUGGAGGAGGCUCCUGGGACCUGCAGACUCUGCUGUGGCACGGAGGGAGGCGCCGCAGAGUGUCCGUGCCCAGUUUGGAACAGAUGGCAUCAAAAAUGUUGGACAUGGCUCUGACUCACUUGCUGCAGCAGCAAGAGAGCUUGAAUUUUUUUUCCCAUCCACAAUUGGCCAUGGUCCCUCUAAUACAGCUAUCUAUACAGACUGCACAUGCUGCAUCAUCAAACCUCAUGCCAUAUCAGAAGGUCUGACUGGGAAGAUCCUGAACUCUAUAUCUGCAGCUGGAUUUGAAAUCUCUGCCCUUCAGAUGUUCAAUGUGGACCGAGCAAAUGCAGAAGAAUUCUAUGAAGUUUACAAAGGUGUUGUAACAGAGUAUCCUAGUAUGGUGACUGAGCUGUGUUCUGGACCCUGCAUGGUCCUGGAGAUCCACGGCACCGACUCACCACAGACAUUCAGGGAGUUCUGUGGGCCUGCUGAUCCAGAAAUUGCACGACAUCUCCGUCCAACCACGUUGCGUGCCCUUUAUGGCAAAGACAAAGUGAAAAAUGCAGUCCACUGUACAGACCUUCCUGAGGAUGGUGUUCUGGAGGUGGGUGGUAUUUCACUGACACAUACACAUUGUACUCUCCAGCACAUGGAGAGUACACCCACAUUAUUUCAUCUGUGUAGAGCCUCUGAUCCUGCAAAAUAGGUUUCUUCAGUCCAUGCAUAAAUAACUACCUUGCGUUUAGCCAAGAACAAAACCCCCUCGACUGUGUGAAGCCGAGUCUCAUGACUCUGCUCUGGGGGCUGGGGCAACCUCAGAUCACACUGGUUUUGAGGAGAACAAGAAUGGCAGAGGAAUUUGAAACAAAACCAUUGUUUAAGAGGGAGUGGGUCUGACCCAUCAAGCGUCAUUGUUCAGGAAAACUCCUGAUCUGUGGCCUGGACAAAUGCCUCCUUGUUAAACAUUAGCCUGUGACUGACUGAGCUGCCAUUUUCCCAAGACUGGGACAUGGUGGCCAAGAAAAGGCUUUUACAGAGGAGAAUUCACUCUGUGAACUUUUACUAUUCUCAUAUCAGAGAGAGAGGACAGGCUGACACUUUGAUGUUACUGUCUUAAUUCAGUAGGUGCUGUAAUUAAUGUUCAUUUCUUUUUCCAGGUGCAGUAUUUCUUCAAGAUCUUGGAUGGAUGAGUGGAAAACAUGCUCACUCCACACUCAAAGACUUGACAGUUGUCUCAUUUUCUGUUUAUUGUUUCAGCCUUAUGCAGAUUAAAUAAAGUGACAAGAGCAGACUCCUGACAAGUGUUUUGAUCUUCAACACUGAAUUAAGUAUUUUCACACCAACUAAACAUCUUAAUACACGGGAUACUGCAUUGCCUCUGAUAUUCUCUGACUUUUUGACCAGCGACUUUGGUAUUGGAUUCAUACAUUACACUUUGAAAAAAAUGUACAACUGCAUAAAUAUAAAAUUCUUCCACCAUGAAAAUGGCUAAAACAUUCAAUAGUAAGUUGCAUCACAUCACGUGAUGUCUCCAGCAAAACAGAUUUCAAAGCACUGAGUUGCCACUGUUUCCAUGGAGGUGACAGUCUUCUAGGCUGGACCCACAAAGCUCUACACUAUGAAUUAAGAAUAAACAGAUGUAAGAGUAUCAAACAGAAAUGUCAUCAAACCAUAUCCUACAGCUAAAGUGAACAAAGAAAGGGUGUACAAAUGUAUCCUUCCACAGUCAACUUGAACAACUUGGAUAAAGAAACACACAAAACAAAACAAGAAGAUUCCAUGGAGCGCAGUCAUUUACUCCUACAUGGGCCUUAAAGGUUCAGAGUACCAUGCUAGUAUUUCAGUUAAUCAGAGCACAUUAACACACACUCCACACGCUCACAUUAACUAACACACCUGCACACAGACACAAGUGCACACACGCACACACA
Messenger RNA from Lates calcarifer (barramundi perch), 2538 nucleotides. RefSeq names its product NME/NM23 family member 7 (gene nme7). Lineage: Eukaryota; Metazoa; Chordata; Actinopteri; Centropomidae. Gene Ontology annotation, molecular function: ATP binding; nucleoside diphosphate kinase activity. The transcript has 11 exons. Gene Ontology annotation, cellular component: centrosome. Bases 102 to 1313 code for a protein of 403 amino acids. The record is from RefSeq and is a predicted model, not a curated record. Gene Ontology annotation, biological process: GTP biosynthetic process; UTP biosynthetic process; CTP biosynthetic process.